CUUUCCUCACACGCUUCUGAACGGGACGGUUCCGUACGAAGUCAGAGAACACCCACGGCAAUCGAUCGGCAGUCUCCGAAGUGAGGAGAAGUAGGCCAUGGUGGUGAACGUGAACUGAGACUGGAAAGACAGGAAAGACUCCUGAUAGAUCGGUGGGUUUUUUUUAUGAUUUGACCUUUAAUCUCUCGAAGUAAAGAACUUAAAGUCGUCUUUCCGGUCUGAUUUGGAAUUACGGUACCAUGAAGAUCUCAGAAGGCGCGCUGGACUUGGGCUCAACGGAUUACGCGGUGGCCCUGGAUCCGACCUACACCAUGCUGGAGUUCGACAGCCUCAGAGUUCUCCCAGUGGACUCAGAGCCGCUGAGGCCUGAGCCGUCCCUCGUAGGCACAGCCGGACUGCCCCAAGCCGCUGUGAUGCUGUGCUCCAUCUGCGCAGAUAAAGCAACCGGGAAACACUACGGUGCGUCCAGCUGCGACGGCUGCAAGGGCUUCUUCAGGAGGAGCGUGCGCAAGAACCACGCCUACACGUGCAGGUUCAGUAGGCAGUGCGUGGUGGACAAGGACAAGAGGAACCAGUGUCGAUACUGCAGACUACGGAAAUGCUUCAGGGCUGGCAUGAGGAAAGAAGCUGUACAGAACGAGCGAGACAGGAUCAGCUGCCGUCGAGAAGCUCAGGGAGUCGGGACUCUGACCAUCAACAUCCUGUUGAAAGCAGAAGAGCGCACACAUCAGUUCUCUGCUCUGACACCACCCAUGAGGGACGUCAUCUCGAAGAAGAUUGCUCGACCAUCCGAUGUUUGCGAAUCCAUAAAACAGCAGCUCCUCCUCCUGGUGGAAUGGGCGAAAUGCCUCCCCGAGUUCUGUGAGCUGCCGGUGGACGACAGGGUCAGCUUGUUACGAGCUCACUCGGCUGAGCACCUCAUCCUGGGCGUGGCUCGUCGUUCGCUACCCUACAACGAUGUAAUCCUGCUAGGAAACGACUUCAUCGUCCCCGUGAACGGUCCAGAGCCGGAGAUGUCCAAAGUGGCAGGACGUGUCUUAGAAGAGCUGGUCAGGCCUCUGAGAGAGCUGGACAUAACCGACACGGAGUUCGCCUGUCUCAGAGCCAUCGUCUUCUUCGCUCCGGACUGCCCGGGGCUGGAGUGCGCUCAGGUGGUGCGCAGGCUGCGUUUCCAGGCCCACGUGUUGCUGGACGAGGCGACGUGCGAGCAGCGCGGCCGGUUUGGGGAACUGCUUCUCCUGCUGCCUCCACUGCAGAGCACUGCCUGGCAAAUGGUGGAGCAGCUGCAGCUCGCCCGGCUCUUAGGAGAAGCCAACAUGGACAGCCUGCUGCAGGAGAUGCUGCUCGGAGAGUCAGCCACAGGUUCAAACUCAGAAGUGCUCGGUUUCAGCCCUCAUGUAGACCCGAUUCUGCCACGGAACCUACACCCGGAACAAGUGGCACUGCCAAACUUCACCUCCGUCAUCCUCCCUGUACCGUCCUCGCUAGCUGGAGUUCCUCUGCUCGCCGUACAGCCUGGCGCUCAGCUCUACACACACACACCGACUGCAGAAAUGACACUGGAGAUAGACAGCUGUCUCACCAAGCCCGCAGUUCACACAUGUCUUUGAGCAGACAGACACACACACUCACACACACACACACACUUCAUAACACUGCCUUAUCUAGACCUUCGCAUACACACUCACACUGCUAAUGUUUGCUAAUGUCUAUUUGCUAAUGAUAUGUAUAUUCCCUCUUACACCAAGACCAUGAAAAACACUCGUUUCUGAUUAGCUGGCGUUCAGGGAGCGCACGACGUAGCCGAAAACACGCUCAACGGCAACGUCAUUCUAUACGAUACAAUAAAUACGUACUAACACACGUUCCUGAAUUUCGUCUGAUACCAGAUACAUGACACCCAAAACAGGAAACUGAUUUUGCCUGUCACGAACAAAAUGCGGAGAUGAAAUAAGUUAUCUCCAGCAGGGGGCGGUAAAAGUACUCGGAGCUCAGAGAACAAACAACGUAGCCAACGACCGACGUAUUCAAAUCUCAGUCAGCCCACUGGAGGACGUUGAGACGACAUAAUUUUUUUUUUAAAUCGCUCUUCUUAAAUGUUUUUUUUUUUGCUAGCAUUAAUGAGAUCUUUAUUGAUUAAUGAGUCUUUAUUGGUCACAGCACAGUGAAAUUCUGUUCUUUGCAUACCCCAGUGUGUUAGGAAGGUGGGUUAGAGUGCAAGGUCAGCCAUGAUACAGUGCCCUUGGAGCAGAGAGGGUUAAGGGCCUUGCUCAAGGGCCCGACAGGGGCAGCCUGGCAGUGCUGGACCUUCCGAUCAAUAACCCAGAGCCUUAACCGCUAAGCCACCACUGUCCCCAUCAGACAGAUUGGAAUAAUUAUCCGGUCGUGUGUUACCGGAUAAACGGCGCCCCUAAAAAUGUAGAUUAUAUCGAUUAGUCAUGUGAGAAAAAUUGCGUGAAGGAAAUUUGAAGAAGAGUGUGGGGAUGAAAUAAAUCAUCGCCAGCAGGGGGAGCUGACGGGCCUGAAUGGCACAACAACAACAAA
Molecule: messenger RNA, 2544 nt
Organism: Ictalurus punctatus (channel catfish)
Lineage: Eukaryota; Metazoa; Chordata; Actinopteri; Siluriformes; Ictaluridae
Gene: hnf4b
Product: hepatic nuclear factor 4, beta
Exons: 10
Coding region: 240-1610 (456 amino acids)
Biological process (GO): anatomical structure development; cell differentiation; positive regulation of transcription by RNA polymerase II
Molecular function (GO): nuclear receptor activity; RNA polymerase II cis-regulatory region sequence-specific DNA binding; zinc ion binding
Source: RefSeq, a predicted model, not a curated record